Molecule: messenger RNA, 2396 nt
Organism: Hypoxylon trugodes
Lineage: Eukaryota; Fungi; Ascomycota; Sordariomycetes; Xylariales; Hypoxylaceae
Product: phytoene desaturase
Exons: 3
Coding region: 509-2239 (576 amino acids)
Biological process (GO): carotenoid biosynthetic process
Molecular function (GO): oxidoreductase activity
Source: RefSeq, a predicted model, not a curated record
GGUAUUGAAUCCGGAAUUGAUAAAUAAGUUCUACUCAGUGCUUUUUUUACAUUAGCGCAGAAAACAUAAUGAAGUUCUAGAUAUGAUGAAUCAGUACCACAUGUCUAGAUUAUUAUGCCAUCCGUUCUUGUUAGGAAGGACACGAUGCUGUUGUAUCUUUACUCUUCGGAAGAUAGUCACUUUUUCUAUUUGAGGUCCUUGACACGGCCAAUUGCACCAAAUCACGAAAUUAAAGACAAUUAUCAGUUUAUUUAUGACAUGAUGUAUACCAUCGUAUAAAUUAUCAGCCGAUUAUGCUGCCGCCAGAAGUUAAUCGGAAACUAUCAUCCCAGCAAUUAAAUCAUGCAUGGUCAAUCUUCAGACGUAGCUUCUUGCUUCACCUUCUCGAUUCGCUCCCGCGUCUGCAGCCAACCGCGUAGGUACUUAGCCUACGUACCUAGGUAGCUUUCCUCCAUAAUUUAAUUGCCCAUUACUUCUCACUGCGCUGUGUAUGUGAGUGAGGUAAAGAAUGUCUAAGUCCGACCAGAAGAAAGCAAUCAUCGUCGGAGCCGGUGCUGGCGGCAUCGCUACAGCAGCACGCUUAGCGAAAUGUGGAUUCUCCGUCACUGUACUCGAGAAGAAUUCGUUCACAGGAGGUCGGUGUAGCUUGAUACAUCAUGAAGGCUAUCGCUUCGACCAAGGCCCCUCUUUACUCCUGCUGCCCAAGCUGUUUAAAGAAACCUUUCAUGACCUAGAUACCUCACUUGAAGAUGAGGAUAUUCAGCUAUUGCGUUGCCCUACCAAUUAUGCAGUGUGGUUCGCCGACGGUGAACGCUUCGAACUCUCAACUGACCUUACUAGUAUGAAAGCCCAAGUUGAGCGUUGGGAAGGCAAAGAUGGGUUUCGCAGUUAUCUCGCUUGGCUGCGUGAGGCACAUCAACAUUACGAGUUAAGUGUCUCAGAGGUUCUACAUAGGAACUUUAUUAGUAUUUGGCAAUUGGCCGCUCCGCGCUUCAUUCUCGCAGGCCUCAAGAUGCACCCUUUAAACACCAUAUGGGGUCGCGCGAGUAAAUAUUUCCGGACCGAACGACUGAGGCGUGUAUUCACGUUUGCGACUAUGUAUAUGGGCAUGUCACCUUUCGAUGCGCCGGCUACAUACUCCCUGCUACAGUACACCGAACUCACGGAGGGGAUAUGGUAUCCACGAGGCGGAUUUCAUGCCGUGCUCGCCGCUCUGGUGAAGGUUGGCGAGAGGUUAGGCGUCGAGUACCGACUAAAUGCGCCCGUCGAAAAUGUUAUUACACACCCCGAUGGAAAGUUUGCAAGAGGAGUACGGCUAGAAUCGGGGGAGGCGUUGGAAGCAGACGUUGUGAUUAUUAACGCGGACCUCGUGUACGCCUAUUCCAACUUAAUCCCCCAAACACCCAGCAUACAAGACUACAGCAAGUCAUUAAGACAAAAGGAUGGCUCUUGUAGUUCGAUAUCAUUUUACUGGAGUCUGAACCGGAAAGUGCCCGAGCUUCAGACGCAUAAUAUCUUCCUUUCGGACGAGUAUCGCGAAUCGUUUGACGCUAUCUUCGACAGAAAAUCACUACCAGAGGAACCCAGCUUUUACAUCAACGUGCCUAGUCGAAUUGAUCCAACCGCUGCCCCUGACGGCUGCGACUCGAUUAUUGCGCUCGUACCUACUGGUCACCUAUCACAGUCGAGAGGGGUUUUGGAAUCAGAUAUUGGACUACCAAGGGACCAAGAUUGGCCAGCACUCAUAGAACGAGCGCGCCAAUGCGUAUUGUCUACGAUCGAAGCACGUACGGGAUGCGAGCCACUAGAGAAGCAUAUAACUCAUGAGAUCGUCAAUAACCCACAGACGUGGGAAGAUAAGUUCAACCUAGAUAAGGGGUCGAUUCUCGGUUUAAGUCACAGCUUCUUCAACGUGCUCGCGUUCCGCCCCGGCACACGGGCGCGAGGCGGCCUUGCAAACGUUCACUUUGUUGGCGCUAGUACCCAUCCGGGUACCGGGGUGCCAAUAGUACUUGCCGGAGCCCGGCUCACGGCCUCGCAAGUUCUUAAUGACUUCGGGAUGCGGGUGCCUUGGCAGGAGAAACCACCCGUAGUAGCGGACCAAGGGAUACCACAGACGGAGAUGACUGGGAAACUGGAUAGGAUACAGAACCCAUCAUCUCUGGGUGCUAUCAUGUGGCUACUACUAGGCGUGUGGGUGAUAUAUGUACUUCGCCAUUGGUAUCCAGGUAUAUUUUAGUUGGAAAUUAUAUGUGUCUGAUAUCUUAAUAGGUAGACAAGGACUACUAUUUAGACUAAUAUUUAGCUAGACCGAUUUGACGACGUAGUGAGGUAGGCGACGGAGAAGUAUUCGCAUUUACUAUGUAAUUGUAAUCAAUAAAUAUUUCAACAAGGAC